UUCCCUUCAAGCAUCGCCCAGCCCCACUUCCCCACCUCCCUUUCCCCCAGGCUGUUCGGAUGCCUUAGGUGAGGAAUCCCAUCCUCAGCAACCACUAAAGGGCUGUUGUUUGCACCAUUUUCCACCUGGAAUUCUUUGAGGAUUUGCCCACCCAGCGCUGGAGAGGAGAGAGCAGAGCCACGUUCCCAGGCUGGAAUUAAUGCAGCUCCUGUGUGAACUGAACGCGGCGACACUGAGGAUCCACCUCUUGGCAGCAGCUGACAGGGCUCCCCUCAGGUGAAUCCCCACCUUCCCGGGCAGGGCAGGGCAGCCUGAGCUCCUCUGUGCCUCCUGGCAGCAGCCAGGCAGGAGGAGCAGCCGGGCUGUGCCUGCUGUGCCAUGAGUGCGGAGCGGGGCCGGCAGCUGGGCAGCCUAACCGUGUUCAACAAGGAGGAUUUUGAGGAUGACUGGGUCCGAGUGGCCAGUGGAGGCUUUGGCCACGUGUACCAGGUGAAGCACAGGAGGUGGAGGACGGUCUAUGCAGUGAAGUGCUCCCCGUACCUGCUGCAGGACUCCAGCACGGACAGGACCAGCAUGAACUGUCUAAUGGAGGAGGCAAGCAAGAUGGAGAAAAUCAAAUUCCAGCACAUCGUCACCAUCUACGGGGUGUGCAACAGCCCUCUGGGGAUAGUGAUGGAAUAUAUGGCCAGGGGGUCCUUGGAGAGGAUCCUUCCCACUCACAGAAUGUCCUGGCAGCUGAAAUUCCGGGUGAUCCAUGAGAUGGGCUUGGCCAUGAAUUUCCUGCACAGCAUGAGCCCUCCUCUGCUGCACUUGGAUCUGAAGCCAGGGAACGUCCUCCUGGAUGGGAAUAUGCACGUCAAGAUCUCGGACUUUGGGCUGUCCAAGUGGAUGGAGCAAUCCAGCAGGAUGCAGUACAUCGAGAGCUCAGCUCUGAGGGGCACUCUGAGCUACAUCCCCCCCGAAAUGUUCCUGCAGAACAGCAAACCCCCGGGGAUCAAGUACGAUGUGUACAGCUUCGGGAUCGUCAUCUGGGAGGUCCUUAUGCAGAAGAAACCUUACGCAGGGGCCAACAUGAUGGCCAUCAUAGUGAAGGUGGCAGCGGGCAAGAGGCCGGGGCUGGAGCUCGUCAGGGACGACUGGCCCGGGGAGUGCCACCAGAUGGUCGACCUGAUGAAGAGGUGCUGGGACCAAGACCCCAAGCAGAGGCCAAGCUUUGCAGAUAUCCCUGUGGAGACAGACGUGCUGCUGGCACUGAUCCAGAGCCUGGUGCUGGACCCGGAGAACGAGCGCCUUGUCAGGAAGAUGUCCCACAAACCAGCCAUCUCCAGGAGCCAGCAGAGUGACAAAGAGGAGUUCCCCUUCCCCCGAGACACCAGGAGUGGGGGAAAGGAUAACCAGGAGGUUCCUGUCCCACCUCCGUGCAGGGAGGCUGGGAGCCCCGAGGAGAUGGUGCCCGAGGAGCUCUGCAGGGUGCACGAGAACGGCCUGACCCUGCUGCACCUCAUGGUGAUGCAGGGCAACGUGGGCAAGGUGCGCUUCCUGCUGAGCUGCAGGGCCAGCGUGAACAGCCCGGCGGGCUGCGGCUGCACCCCGCUGCUCAUGGCCGUGCAGAGGCGGCUCCCGGAGAUCUGCUCCAUCCUCAUCGAGCACGGGGCCGACGUCAACGCGCCCGACGAGGACGGCUGGACCCCGCUGCACUUCGCCGCCCAGCACGGCGAUGACAGGACCGUGCGGCUACUGCUGGACCACCAGGCCCGCGUCAACGCCCAGGAGCACGACGGCUGGACCCCGCUGCACCUGGCGGCCCAGAACAACUUCGAGAACGUGGCACGGGUGCUGCUGUCCCGCCAGGCCGACUCCAACACGCAGGAGGUGGACGGCAAGACCGCCCUGCACGUGGCCGCCUGCUUCGGGCACAUCGGCCUGGUCAAGCUGCUGGCCAGCCAGGGAGCCGACCUGGAGAGGAAGCAGAAGAACCUCAGGACCCCGCUGCACGUGGCUGUGGAGAGGGGCAAGUUCAGGGUGGUGCAUUAUCUGCUGAAGAACGGGAUCUCUGUCAACAGCCUGGACCAGAACCACUACAGCGCCCUGCACCUGGCCGUGGUGAGGGGCAAGUACCUGAUCUGCGAGAAACUCAUCAAAUACGGGGCCAACGUGGAGCUGAGGACGGACAAAGGCUGGACCCCCCUGCACCUGGCCUCCUUCAAGGGGCACAUUGAGAUCAUCCGGCUGCUGAAGGGCAGCCGCGCCCGGCUGGACGCCAAGGGCAGCAUGGACUGGACCCCCCUGCACCUGGCCACGCGCUACGGGGACGAGCCGGUGGUCAGCGAGCUGCUGCGCUGCGGGGCCGACCCCAACACGGCCGAGAGGUCCCACUGGGCCCCCCUGCACUUCGCAGUGCUCAGGGGCUCCUUCCUCAGCGUCAUCAACCUCCUGGAGUGCCAGGCCGACGUCAAUGCCAGGAACAAGGUGGGCUGGACGCCGCUGCACCUCGCCGUCCUCAAGGGCAACAUGGCCAUCAUCAAGACCCUGCUCAAGGCAGGGGCUCUGCUGGACGUGGAGGACAUCACCGGGUGCACGGCCCUGCAGCUGGCAGUGAGGCACCAGCGGGAGAACAUCAUCACCCUGCUCCAGGGCAAGGAGAACAAACCUGGGAACAGGACUCUGAAUGAUGCCAAGAUUCCAAGACCCAGACUUAUCCCAGGAAGGACAGAUUUGUAAAUUCAUCAGCUCUGGAAUUUACAGCUUGAGCUUUCCCACGUCAGGUGUGAUGCCUUAAAGCAUCUUGUCCUGUCACCUGCUGAUUACAGGAAAAUAUUUCCCCUUUUUAAAUGGAAGGUUUUAAGGAUGAACACUUAAGAGAGUAAAAGAAAAUGAAGUUAUUUGAUGACAAGUUCUUUUCCAAGCUCGUAGAACAUUUUGGCUUGGUGAUACUUUAGGCAGUGCUUUCCUAUUGAAUCCUUCCUGUGCAGGGAUUUAUGCACUCCCUGUUCACACAGGCAGUGCUGAAGCUGUGCACAGCACAUGCCCACAUCUUCCACAGGUUUUAUUGCUUUUAUUCCAUGUUUUCCUACAGAGAAAAUUGGUGUAAAGUGGUCCUGGCACAGGUGGGAAUUGAAUCGUGAGAUUCUCACCUGCUGCUGGCACAGCAAUGUGUCAGAUUUCCUGACAUCUCCUUUCUGUAACAAGAAUCAAAUAAAACAAGGAAGGAAGGAAAAAUCACUGGUAGAGAGUAUUGAAAUGGAUGCAGCACAGGGAAAAGAAAUUCCAGAACAAUCCCACACGAGAUCUGGCUGUUUGCAGGCCAAGGUUUGAGUCGUGUCUCUCGUGGGAAAUAAUUCCUGGUUUCCUUCAGGAAGAUGUUCCAGAGCUUGAUCCCUCCUGUGAAAAACAUCUUCUUGGUGGAUUUGAUUCCUUUGUGACAGUGAGCAGCGCUUGUGUGCAGCUCUGGCAAUCCCGUUGUGGCUCCUGAGCGUUCCCAAACGUGCCUGGUGGGAUGAUGACCUGAGCUGGGAAGAGGCUGAAAUAGAAACAAACACCCCCAGCUCUGCAGGAGAGCUGUUAUUGCCUGAUAACAUGAGAUUAAACGGGUUAAAAAGAGGGGUUAAACAGCUCAACCUCUACCAAUUUAAUUUUCAUUUUAUGUUAACUUAAAGAACUGAUGUGUAUUUGAUUCAAACCCAGUUUUUCACGAUGCUUUGACACCAAAGCUUUUAGAUACCAUUUAAAAUAAAUUGUAAUAAAAUGAUUCAUUUUUAACAUUUGCCAUUGGUGAAGUGAGGAGCUGGGCAGGUUAUGAAGUGAAAUGUUGGUGACAUUUUGGGUUGCAGGGAGUGUAAAAAAUGGACCUUUUUCUGCAACCACCCAAAAAAAAAAGCUUGGUGUAUACAGAAAUUCCUCAAGAAUGGAAACAGAGAGACAGCAGGAAAAUACUGAUUUAUGAUGCAGGUUUUCAAAGGGCUGGAGAAGGAAAGGGAAUGUUCAGGGUGGGAUUAGAGGCUGCUGUAACUGCAGUGAAGGAUCUGUGUAGCUUGUGCCCAUCAAAUAACACGGAGUGAAUUCCCAUCCUCUGUGCCAGCAUCUCCUCAGUUUCCUUCCUUCCUUUCCCCAGCUGUGUGGGGCAUUAAAAGCCUGGCAUUUCCCUGAUUUAUCUGCUCUUGAUGCUCCCUAAUUUUGCCCAAGGAGGAGAGGCCUGGCUGGAAAGAAUUCUUGGGAUGCUCAGUCCUUCCUGUGCAGCUCCUUCCCUCAGCUUCAGCUGUAUUGAUUCAGCAAAUGUCUCCCCUGCUUGGUGUCAUUUGAAAUAUUUACCCAGAAAAAAAGCAAUCCAAUUGCCACAUAAUUCAGCAGCUCCUUUCUGUCCCCGCUGCAGCAGAAAAACAAAACUCAGCUCUUAUGUCAUGGAAUGUUCUCUACAAGAGCUUAAUUAAAUUUAUAAUGAAAAUAACAGGGGAUUAAGAAGACACGAGGGAAAUACAUUGCUCUUGCAAAGCAUUCCAGAGGUGAUAGAAGCAAUUUGCAGAGAAAAUUACCUGUUUGCUGCUCAGUUUCUAUAGAAAUUAAAUGAGUCUUUACAAACUCUGGAAAAGUGCAUUCCAGCCUCCGCUUUGUGACUGUGCAACUUGCAGCUUAUUUCUAAAAUUAUUCGUAGAUCUCCAUCCCCCCACUUUUUUUUUCCCCCUUUUUCAACUCCAUUUCAGUCUUUUGUCCCUGCUGAUAAAUCUGCUGCUGAUUAUCUCAUGUUCUUACCCAAGGGCUGCCAAAGUUCACAGCCAAGGCAGCUCCUGGCAGGGCAUGGGAGCAGCAGCAGGCCAGAAACCUCCUGAACAGCUUGUUUGGAUUCAAAAAGAUCAAAAUCAUUGACCUUUUUGCCUCAAAAAUUGUGUUUUUAAGGUACCCAGAGCUGCUUGGGUGAGCAGGGUGGUAUUGCUGAUUUUGCCAGGGAAUUCUGUGGAAUGACUCUGGAGUGCUGCCCUGAACUUCUCUGUGCUGUAGCAGUUCCAGACAGCCUGAACCACGAGGAUAUUUUCAAAUCAAUUUCCCUUCAAAACCCUCAGAGAAUCCCAGGAUGGUUUGGGUUGGUCCCUUGGUUAAGAUGGAAAAUUGGAGGGGGAAAUUUAAGGUCCCUUAAAGCUGAUGUCAUUGCACCCCCUGAUCCCUGCUGGAGUCACCCCGUGCUCUGUAAAUCCUGGGGUGUCAUCUGGGCUGCCCGCGUUCCCUUUCCAUCAUUUCUAUCCAAGACAUCCAUGGGAAAUGGAUGUGACUUUUAAGACACAGGGUGUGACUUUUAAGACCCGGUGUUCUCCACAAACAGCACACAAAGAAACUCGGAGCAAAUAAAUCACCAGAACCAGGGGAUGGUUUCACAAGGGGUGAAAGCUGGGGCUGGAUUGAUUUCCUAAGUGCUCUCAGUGCGGGAUCUGACUAUAAUAUAAAUUUUCUGAUGUAAAAUUUGUUUGAAGGGGAGAUGCUUGUCGUGAUCAAAACGUGGACAUCUCAGUGAGAAGUGCAGCUCUUCUGUGGGGAAUGUUCACAGGAAAAUGUUUGGAAAUGAAGUCAGUUAAAUCCACGUUUUGCAUUGCUCCUGCUUCCCAGUGACUGUGAUUUGUUUGUUUGGCAGUGCUGCAAUUAUGCAGAUACGGGAUUAAAUUAAAAUUAAAAUAAUGCUGCGUUUUAGAGGAAAGGAGAGCUGA
Molecule: messenger RNA, 5690 nt
Organism: Corvus hawaiiensis (hawaiian crow)
Lineage: Eukaryota; Metazoa; Chordata; Aves; Passeriformes; Corvidae
Gene: ANKK1
Product: ankyrin repeat and kinase domain containing 1
Exons: 8
Coding region: 379-2721 (780 amino acids)
Biological process (GO): protein phosphorylation; regulation of cell cycle process
Cellular component (GO): cytoplasm
Molecular function (GO): protein kinase activity; ATP binding; protein binding
Source: RefSeq, a predicted model, not a curated record